Messenger RNA from Wallemia mellicola CBS 633.66, 2206 nucleotides. RefSeq lists its product as hypothetical. Lineage: Eukaryota; Fungi; Basidiomycota; Wallemiomycetes; Wallemiales; Wallemiaceae. The transcript has 9 exons. Gene Ontology annotation, biological process: DNA-templated transcription; regulation of DNA-templated transcription. The record is from RefSeq and is a predicted model, not a curated record. The coding region runs from base 60 to 2141 and encodes 693 amino acids. Gene Ontology annotation, molecular function: DNA-binding transcription factor activity, RNA polymerase II-specific; DNA binding; zinc ion binding.
AAUUUCUAUCAACCAUAUGGCGUCAUCAAACACUUCCGAGUUCUUCAAUUGUUACGUCCAUGAAUGAGCAAACUAGGCCAAGAGCAUGUGAUGCUUGUAGGAGGAAAAAGAUUAAAUGCGUGAUAACAGAGGAGCAUAGCAGCUGUUCACAUUGUUCAGCUAGAGGAGAUAACUGCACAUUCGAUCAUCCCACUCCAUUCAGACGUCCGAAGCAGGCGUACGUCGCAGCUAUCGAGAUGCGAGUAUCAAAGUUGGAAUCAUUAGUAGCUAGAUUGGCACCCGCAGGAUUUGACUACAUGAAAGAAGUUGGACCACCUAUCACAGCGGAGUCCUUUGAUAACAACCCAACUAAGACGAGAAAACGUAAACAAUCAGGCGAUAUAGCCAAGAUUCCAGUUGAAGAUGACGAUGACGCAAGCGAUGCGGAACUCUUGGAAGUAGAAAGGAAGUUUAGAAAAUGCCUGUGUAUAAACGACCCAGUUCCAGAUUUACAGAGAUAUUACGGUCCAAGUAGUACAGCUAUUUUGUUCACUGCUGCUCAAGUAUACGGCGGUCAGCUAGAUGAUAACUCCAAGGCGUCACUCCUGCGACCGAGAUUCUGGCAAGACAAUGAGCGUAUAGCUGAGGAAAAGAUGGAUGAUGAUAUUUUACCGAUUUUACCAAGCGACUAUCCAACUAAUCUUGAUAAACUGGUAGAACUCUAUUUUGAACACGUUAAUAGCUACUUCCCAUUGUUACACAAGGAGACUAUAAUCCAGGAACUUCAAUUUAGGAAAUUAGAUAGAAGCUUUGCUGGAGUUAUUAUGUUGAUAUGUGCUAUUGCAAGCAAAUUUAGCGACGACCCUAGUGUGUUAUCAGUAGAUAAUGACAGCCUUUCUGCUGGCCAGAAAUUCUACAAGACAUAUAAACUCAAAUGCAGGAGAAACCAGUUGGCUGCACCAUCAUUGAACGAUAUUCAAUCUCAAAUCUUGCUACAAUGGUACCUACAAUCAACGCCGUUCUCAAAAGCCAGCUGGUGUAUAAAUGGUUUGACCUUCUCGUACUUGCAAGAUAAGGGUUAUCACAAGAAAACAUCUUCGGAUGACUACGUAGAUGAUGAAUUAAAGCGCAGAGCAUUUUAUUGCGCUUUCGUUCAGGAUAAAUCGUUAUCAGCGUUGCUUGGACGGAGCGCGAUGAUGCAUAGGCAUUUCGACGUUCAGCAGCCUAGUGCAUUACCUGAUGAAGUCGGUACAUCAAUGGAGCUGUCUAUCAAAUAUUUUAAAGAAAUAAUCAAACUCUAUUCCAUACAAGAUGAAGUACUUGAAGCUUUGUAUGGUACCAAAAAAGUUAGCUCGCAUUUUCCAGAGGACAAGGUCAAAGAAUCAGUAGCUAAGAUUGCUCAGCUGAACGACAAGUUGUAUAGGUGGUCUGAGGAUAUCGAUUUGGAAUUGAAAUACAAUUCUAACUGCACUGAUGAUUUCACGCAUUCAUUGAUGUCAAACUUACGAAUUGCGUAUCACAUUCUGCAAAUAUUCACGUAUAGGAAUUUCAUAACGAUGCCUCGACGCUCUACAUUCAGAUCAACGAGUUUGUCAGUUGCAACGCAAGCGAGUAUCAACUUGUUAAACAUUUGGUAUGCUAAAGCAAAGAGAAAUAAACAACAUAGCUUUGUCGAUAUGCUGAUAGCGACUAGUCCAUUUGUUGUUUGUUUAGUGUUAGUAAUUAGUGCAUGUGAAUGUCGAAAAUACGCUGGAGAAACCGCAGAUCUCUUGGAGCUUAAGUAUAUCGAAAUUGGAUUGAGGUUAUGUAGAGAGGGAGAAAAAUACAACUAUUACAGUGGUAAAGAGAGUGAUUUACUCAUACAGUUGCUACAUAUGUGCAACUUACAUGUCGAUGUAAAUAAUCUUCCAGUUGUCGAAGAAUAUGAGAAUACUAGUAGUGGCAGUAGUACAUUCAGUUUAGAUACACCACCUUCAACUGAGCAUACUCAACGACUUUAUCUCGAUCUUCUUGGAUCGAUCAACGCGAAUGUAGAUGCGCCAAUGAAGGAAGGUAAUACUAUGGCUACGGUUGACAACCUUGAUAGCAUAUUAAAUGACUAUCCUGUCACAAAUACAGUUGACGAGCAAUGGAGAUCAUUUAUUAACACGUUAGAUUUCUAAGAAUGAAUUUAAGCUGAAUUUAUAUAAAAUUAAUGACUUUAAAUAAAAAAAGCAAUAUGAAUAUG